This is a messenger RNA of Talpa occidentalis (Iberian mole), 1091 nucleotides long. It is a transcript of the gene CFAP298, whose product is annotated as cilia and flagella associated protein 298. Lineage: Eukaryota; Metazoa; Chordata; Mammalia; Eulipotyphla; Talpidae. Gene Ontology annotation, biological process: regulation of cilium movement. The record is from RefSeq and is a predicted model, not a curated record.
GGACCCCCUCGCCGCGGGCGGGCGGCGGGCGCCAUGGUGGUGCUGCACGUGAAGAGGGGCGACGAGAGCCAGUUCCUGCUGCAGGCGCCGGACACCGAGCUGGAGGCGCUCACGGCGCAGGUGGCCCGAGUGUACAACGCGCGGCUCAAGGUGCAGCGCGUCUGCUCAGAGAUGGAAGAACUGGCAGAACACGGUGUAUUUCUCCCUCCUAAUAUGCAAGGACUGACAGAUGAGCAGGUUGAAGAACUGAAACUGAGAGAUGAAUGGGGUGAAAAGUGUGUCCCCAGCGGAGGUCCCGUAUUUAAAAAGGACGACAUUGGACGAAGGAACGGGCAAGCUCCAAAUGAAAAAAUGAAGCAAGUCUUGAAGAAAACUAUCGAAGAGGCCAAAGCAAUAAUCUCUAAGAAACAAGUGGAAGCCGGUGUCUGCGUCACCCUGGAGAUGGCGAGAGAUGCCCUGGACCAGCUGCGAGGCGCCGUGAUGAUCGUUUACCCCAUGGGGCUGCCGCCCUACGAUCCCAUCCGGAUGGAGUUUGAAAAUAAAGAAGACUUGUCGGGAACUCAGGCCGGACUCAGCGUCAUCCAGGAGUCGGAGGCACAGCUGUGGUGGGCGGCCAAGGAGCUGAGGAGAACAAAGAAGCUUUCUGACUAUGUGGGCAAAAAUGAAAAGACCAAAAUCAUCGUGAAGAUCCAGCAGAGAGGUCAGGGAGCUCCGGCCCGAGAGCCCAUCAUCAGCAGCGAAGAGCAGAAGCAGCUGAUGCUGCACUACCACAGGCGCCAGGAGGAGCUCAAGAGACUGGAAGAAAAUGCUGAUGACGACUCCUGUUUAAAUUCUCCGUGGGCAGAUAACACUGCUUUGAAAAGACAUUUUCAUGGGGUAAAAGACAUAAAGUGGAGGCCAAGAUGAAGUUCACCUGUGGAAGAGUUCAAAAAUAUUAGUUCACCUUUCUUUAGGCAAAAUAGUAGUAAUAAUAUUUACUAUAAUAAUAAUAGAGACCCAUAACCCUCUGUGAAAGAUGUUGAAAUUUCUAGCUUUCCUCAUUUUUCUUUUAGUUUGAAUUUUUGAAAUAAAAGUUAUUAAAGGUUUUGGAA